Messenger RNA from Osmerus eperlanus (European smelt), 1580 nucleotides. RefSeq names its product capping protein (actin filament), gelsolin-like b (gene capgb). Gene Ontology annotation, molecular function: actin filament binding; phosphatidylinositol-4,5-bisphosphate binding. Gene Ontology annotation, cellular component: cytoplasm; actin cytoskeleton. Lineage: Eukaryota; Metazoa; Chordata; Actinopteri; Osmeriformes; Osmeridae. Gene Ontology annotation, biological process: actin filament severing; actin polymerization or depolymerization; central nervous system development. The record is from RefSeq and is a predicted model, not a curated record. The transcript is spliced from 9 exons. The coding region runs from base 164 to 1201 and encodes 345 amino acids.
GUGGCUAAGCCAGGAGGCUGGGCUCCAACCUCAUGAGACAGGAAGCAGGGAGGAGGACGCCUGUGUGUGUGUGUAGAGACGUGUUUCCUCUUGCACGACUGCAUUUCCUCCCACUCUGUUUUCUGGUUCUGUACAGCAACCACCUCACCCAAAUCGAAUAAGAAUGCUCCACUUCCAGGCAGUGCCGGGUCAGUUCGGGCCUGACACCAGGGAGCCAGGCCUGAAGGUGUGGAGGGUGGAGAAGAUGAAGGCGGUGCCGCUGGAGCCCUCAGAGGUGGGGGCCUUCUUCAACGGGGACUCCUACCUGGUCCUGGAGAACCGGGGAGAACAGGGGGCAGACCUGCACAUGUGGAUAGGUGAGAAAUCGUCUCGUGACGAGCAGGUGGCAUGCGCUAUGCUAGCUACCCAGUUGGACAACUUCCUGGGUGGCGACCCCAUCCAGCAUCGGCAGGUCCAGGGCUAUGAGUCCCCUGAGUUCAUGAUCCUCUUCCCUCGGGGAGUCAGCUACAAGGAGGGUGGCGUGGAGUCGGGUUUCAGACGACCCCAGUCAGGUUCGGACCCCGUCCACAGGCUUUACCAGAUCAAGGGGAAGCGGAAUAUCCGUGCCAAGGAGGUGGCGCUGAGCUGGGAGAGCUUCAACAAGGGGGACUGCUUCAUCCUGGACCUGGGACAGACCAUCAUAUCAUGGAGCGGCUCUCAGGCCAACAUCUUCGAGAAGCAGAAGGUGCGCGAGAUCGCCAGCCUGAUCCGAGACACGGAGAGGCACGGGAAAGCCCGCAUCACCGACAUCAACGAGGGAGAGGAGACGCCUGAGAUGCUCAAGGUGCUGGGACCAAUGCUGGAGCUGGCUGAGAGCACUCCAGAGGAGGACAGCAAAGCUGACGCCUCAAACUCUGCCUCCCUCUUCAAGGUGUCCGAUGCGACGGGUUCUAUGACGAUGACCAAAGUGUCAGAGAAGAGCCCAUUUGCCAAGGAUCUGUUGGCGCGAGACGACUGCUUCAUCUUGGACAAUGGAGCCAAUGGAAAGAUCUUCGUCUGGAAAGGUACUGGUGCCAAUGCGGAGGAGAAGAGGGAGGCCCUUAAGAUGGCGGAUGACUUCAUCAAACAGAUGAAUUACCCCAGGAUGAAAACACAGGUGGAGAUUCUGCCUCAAGGGAGAGAGACCGUCAUCUUCAAGCAGUUCUUCAAGAACUGGAAUUAAACAUUGGUUAUGAAACUCUCAAGUUAAUGUUGCACUCAAAAAAGCGAUGGAAUAUUCUAGUAUUUCCUAUCUAACGGUUCUCAUGGAGGAGCUACAGCAGUAACAUAUCUUUUUUUAUAUGUGUUUACUUGUAUGUACUGUAUAUAUUUUUAAGGUACUGUGCUCUGUACUCCUUAUAAAUUCAAAGCUGUUUGUGAUAAGAAAUAGGUCAAAUUAGUUCAUGUUAGGACCACAAAUAAGGUUCAAGGUUAUCAAAGCCAACACAACAUUCCCCAAAUUAUGUGCUUCUUCUUUUCUUUUUUUACAUUUGUUGAAGAACACCAGGGAAUUACUCCACAAUCUAACAUACAUACUAAGAAAUAAAAAAAUUGAACCUGAA